AUGAAAGCCGCUCUGAUCGUAGUGGACAUGCAAGAGGAUUUCUGUCCGCCGAACGGUUCGCUCGCCGUCCAAGGUGCUCGAGACUUAGCUCCCACAAUAAAUUUACUCUUAGCACACCCCGGAUUUGCUGUUCGUGUUGCCUCUCAAGAUUAUCAUCCCGAAGACCACAUUUCGUUCGCGACCAACCAUCCACCGCCCAACAACUGUCCCUUCGAGAGUACCAUUACAAUGAACAAUCCAGCUUCGGGGAAAGAGACGGAGACCAAACAGCAGACACUCUGGCCCGUGCACUGCGUUCAACAAACACCAGGGGCUGACAUCAUCCCUGAGCUUCACACCACCAAUAUUGAACUAUUCGUACAAAAAGGCAUGGACCCGCGCGUUGAGAUGUACUCGGCCUUUGCAGAUGCUUUCGGAAACCAGGAUCCCACAAUAGUGUCUGUAACUGCCGAUCUGAGAGCUUUUUUAACUGAUAGGGGUGUGACGGAUGUUUUUGUUGUUGGGGUUGCGGGGGAUUUCUGCGUCAAACACACAGCCCUUGACGCCGCGAAAGCAGGGUUUCGGAGCCAUGUCGUGCAAGAUACGACCGCAUGUGUGGUGCCGUCUGGAUGGGAUGAAACGAUGCGAGAACUAAUUUCGGCUGGUGUAUUGAUUGUUCGAUCCGACGGGCCUGAGAUAGCUAGUCUUCCUUGA
Molecule: messenger RNA, 693 nt
Organism: Aspergillus puulaauensis
Lineage: Eukaryota; Fungi; Ascomycota; Eurotiomycetes; Eurotiales; Aspergillaceae
Gene: PNC1
Product: nicotinamidase
Exons: 2
Coding region: 1-693 (230 amino acids)
Source: RefSeq, a predicted model, not a curated record